This is a messenger RNA of Olea europaea var. sylvestris, 921 nucleotides long. Its product is annotated as protein FAR1-RELATED SEQUENCE 5-like. Bases 1 to 921 code for a protein of 306 amino acids. Gene Ontology annotation, biological process: regulation of DNA-templated transcription. The record is from RefSeq and is a predicted model, not a curated record. NCBI's taxonomy places the organism in Eukaryota, Viridiplantae, Streptophyta, Magnoliopsida, Lamiales, Oleaceae. The transcript has 3 exons.
AUGGAAGACGUAAAAGAUGAGCUUGUUGAUGUUUUGAUGGAAUCUGAUACUGAGAAUAUUACGGAGUUCGUGAAUGUAGUCGAAGACGAAAUAUCAGGGGGGGAUGGGUUACAAGUGCUUGAGGUGGGUAUGCUAUUUAAGCAUGAAGAAGAUAUAUAUAACUUCUACAAAAAAUAUGCUUACGCCGUUGGUUUUCCCGUGAAAAAAAGGAAUUCGAAAAAGGGGGAGGACGGAGUAUUGAGAUACCUAACGUUAACAUGUAGUCGUGAAGGACGAUUAAAUGGUAAUAUUAGUAGUUCACUGAAGCCGCAACCAACGGUUAAGUUAUAUCGAUGCAAUCGAACUUUAACUGCACAUGUGAAAAGGAAGCUUGAAGUAAAUGAUUUAGCAGGGAUUCCAUUGCAUAAGAGUUACAAUUCCACAGUUGUAGAAGCCAGUAGAUAUGAGAAUAUGACUUGCAUUGAAAAAGAUUGUCGGAACUAUGUCGAACGAGUUAGGCGAUUACGACUUGGAGAGGGCGAUGCUGCAGCAAUACAAUCAUACUUUUCAAGAAUGCAAGCUCAAUAUAAUCAGUGUAGGCUAGCGUACAAGGAGUUUGGUGAUGUGGUUACUUUUGAUACCACCUAUCUUACUAAUAAGUAUGACAUGUCAUUCGUCCCCUUUGUUGGCGUCAAUCAUCACGGACAGUCAACAUUACUUGGUUGUGGGUUGCUAUCGAAUGAGGACACUGAGACCUUCGUAUGGUUGUUCAGAACAUGGCUUCAGUGUAUGUAUGGUGAAGCUCCGCAGGCCAUAAUUACCGAUCAGGAUAGAGCCAUGCAAAAUGCAAUUGAGAUUGUCUUCCCGCAGACAAAGCAUAGAUGGUGUUUGUGGCAUAUUUUGAAGAAGCUCCUGGAAAAGUUUGGAUACCACGUGGAUUAG